UCAUUUGAAGAGAAACUUAAUCCUGCUCUAGUAGCUUUUUAUAAACUACAAUGUGACUUUUACAACAGAAUGACUGCUAUGUAUAAAGUGUAUGGUGACAUAUUCUGGAGAGAAAUGAAUCGUGUUUGGCUGAGGAGGACAGUCAUCACUGGGUAAUACUGGCCGGUUAGUGCUCGGGUAUUCCUAUAGUUGUCGGAUGUAUAUUGGAACCUUAGGGACAUGUGUGACGAACAAAUUGUCAUCAGUAAUUGUUAGUGGACAUAAACUGUCAAUGUUAUAAAGUAUAUUGGAGACUGACGAAACACUCCGAUACAGUGUUGAAGAAAUGUUGAUAGGAUAACUACUCAGGAGUGUUCCAGGAUUCGGAAAUUGAUGGGGAACUGUGAGGAAUUCUACAAACUUGAGCUACGGUGUGUGUAGUUACUGUUGUGGUGGAAAAUUGUAGUGAAUGUGUGGUUAUACGGCAGGUAUCAGUGAUGUAGGGAGUGUGACCAAGCCUAUGGAAUGCUAUCAUUACUAUGUGGAGUAAGGACCAGAGAUUCACAUGCUUACAUCCUGAUUUCAUACCUUUUUACCAAAGUUACCUGUCUUUGGCAGAGUUGGUGAUACCUUGUGACCUCAUGGUAACAUGUAUCAAUGAACAACUGGAAAACCUACCUGUGUUAGGUAGGAACGCCUGGAUUUAAUUUCAUUACUCAACACCUGUGAUAUAUUAACUAUAUAGCUGUACUGAUUUCCUGCUCCAGAAGCGACCUGAUUUAUUUCACACCUGUCAGACUGUGGAGAGAUAUUUUGUCAUAGGGUUUACUUAAACAAUUCUCCUUAGUUUAGUCAGCAUCUAUAUAAAGAAUUGGACUAUCUCAAAUGUUUCAUUCACAACACUAUUAUCUUUUGUAGGAACGGCAGCUGAUAAAUUCUUUGCUGUGUAUCACUUUUGAUUUAGACACUGUGAUAUACACACUUAGAUAAUAGAUCCUUCAAUAUACUAUAUAGGUAUAUGUAUAUAUAAAAUUUCCAGGGAAAUACAAACUCUUACAUGUUAUCUUAUCAUAUCAUAUGACAUACAGUGUCACUAUCAGGCUGGAAAAAACAUUUCACAAGGAUGAAGUAUUACAUCAAUUGAUAGGUAUUUAGUGAACCAUGUUUUACCUGUAUACCAGGUAUAGGUGAUUAUGUGGAGCAAGGUGACAGGUACUGCUGACCAGGUGUGACUGACCACAUACCUAAUCUACACCUGUACUAAUUGGUAUCCCUUUGUACCUGUUUUCUACCUGGUAAAGACAGCUUGGGCUCAAUAUAUUAACCACAAAAGACAGUUUUGAGACAAAAGCUUCGGCCUUGGUCAGAUUUAAACUCUAUGUUGAGUUACAAUUUGUUGUGUGUCAUAUUUUUACCCCAUAUUAACGGUGAGGAUCAGCCAUUCUACCUGUACAGAUACAGGUAUUGUAUAUCAACUUUCUGUGCUAUAUCAUACUACCGUGUACAGUUAGAGGAUUUGUAACGAGUGUGUUGAUUGGUCACUCCUGUGAUGGCAGUUCCUGGUAAUAGUGGUACACUAGUGUCACUUUGGAUAUUCUAUAACAUCUUCAAUCCCAAGUCAACAAGGAUGUCCUUAUAAAGGAAAAUGUCACAACAGUAUCGCAAUACUUUGUCAUUAGGGGAUUUGAAACCCCCUAAUAUAAACGAUAGUCCUAAUCUAUCGCUUCGAAGUCUCCCUAUACGUCAUAGACUUGGAGGAGACAUGUUCGGUCGGGGAAGUGAUGAGGAUUCUAUGACAUCAUCCUGCGAAUUCCUGGACAACUGGUCAAUCACAGGGAAACAGUGGCUUCCGGACAGUUACAGCUUGUCAGAUCUCUCCCCUGUGUCAGCACCAGAAUUCUCUCCACGUUCCAAUCAGGUUCGAAUGCCCCACAAUCGUAAGAAGGGCCGAGCACCCCUCCCUCCGGGCAUGCAACAGGGUUCUAAGGAAAAUCCUACCCCCACCCGACUCAAAGUUGACUGAGGACAAUGAUAAAAAGAGAAUGCUAAGCCAGUCAGUAGACAUGGCCAAGCUGAAUAUUGAGCGUAUGAACAGGAUGAGAUCCAAGUCUACUGAUGUUCCUCUGAAUGUCAGUGGAAGGACUACUCCGGAUCGUGGUCCAAAAUUCUCUACCACUACUAGACUCAAACUUAAAGCAGCAAUGAGAUUUGGAUUAAAUUCACCGACCACCAAAAAGCGUCACAAGACUACAAUUAUGGUGGAUGGAAAUACGGGUAAACAACUUCGUGCACGUAGAAUAGCGACUGUUGAUCCUCCAGAGGUACCACCAUAUGAAAUUGGCUUUGUGAUCAUUUUGGAAGAUUUGGUACUGGAUGUGGAAUUCGAGGUACAAAGAAUACCAGAGUAUGAUAAGUACCUGAGUGACCUUUUGGAUGAAACUGACCAUGGUCAUCCUGAUUAUGAUGACCUCUACCGGGCACAUGCAAGGGUCAAGAAAAUGGUGAGGGAACAUGAGGACGAGUUUGGAACUAGCCCUGAAAACCUCAGAAUGGAUAGCAUACAGAAACGCUUCCCUAACGAUGACCUUCAGCUACGAGAAUCCUCAUCUUCAGCAGCACAGAGACUACGCAGUCUUUCACAGAGAAGACGCUCCGCUCCUGGAGCUGUGCUCUUCAAAACGCUUGGAAAUCGCUCCAAGAGCACGACCAGUCUUGGGUCACAUGGUGCAAUGGGAAAGAAAGAAAUGGACAUCGUGAACCCCUUCCGACAUCCGGACACGGUCAAUCGGCAGUACUUGAUGGAGGGACAGGUGGAAUUCUGUCGAUCAGAACACCUGUUUGAGCGUUACCUUUUCUUGUUUAAUGACCUUCUCCUGGUGGCCAAACAGAAGACAAGCACAACAUUCAAACUGAAGGCACGAGUGCGGGUUUGUGAGAUGUGGAUUUCCAACUCAGUACAAGAUGUGACUGACCUACCACGAUCACUGGACAGGUCUUUUGUAAUUGGCUGGCCCACAACCAAUGUCAUAGCAACCUUCAAAUCCACCGAAUCUAAGGAACUUUGGUUUAAUAAGUUAACAGAGCAAAUUAAGGAAGAGAAAUCUAAAGAAACCUAUACCUGCCAAAUGAAGUUAGAUGUAUUUUACCGAGAUAUGGAACAGAAAUGUACUGUUGACAUUAAUUGUGAUAUGGAAGCUAAGGAUGUGCUGAAAAAAUGUCUGGAUCACUUUCAAAUUCCGGAAUCGGAAGCACAUGAAUACCAAAUAUGUGUCAAGUCUGGAAAAGAGGAUAAUUCAUACCCCCUCAUAGGCCACGAGAACCCUUUCAAUAUAAAGAUGAGCCAUGUCCGCGAUAUUUAUCAAACCAGACCAGAUGAACCCAUAAUUCCAGCUGAUUACGACAAAGUUCUGGAAGAAGCACCUGCUGAUCUGCGAUGUCAGUUUUACCUGAAACACAACAAAAAGUCACCAAAGAAAGGAUAUGGAGAUGAUGGUAUUACCAAACACAGUAAGAAAGACAGGAGUAAGAGCCUCAUGAAGUUUUUCCGUCGAAAUAAGGAUGACAAGAACAAUAAUACAGCGCCAUCUGGGAAACUGUUCGGCCAUCCACUUGAAGAUGUUAUCACAGCAAAUGGUCUUCCAAAGUGUAUCAUGGAACUUCUCAAGAUAUUAUUCAGAGAAGGACCUCACACAACAGGAAUUUUCAGGAAGUCAGCCAAUGCUAGAAAACAGCGAGAGCUGCGACUGAGACUGGAUGAGGAUGAUGCUGACUUGGAUGAUGACACUGGUGCUUUGGUUGUUGGUGCUGUACUCAAGGAGUACCUGCGAAGUUUACCUGAAUGUUUGUUAUUGGACAAGUUCUACGAUGACUGGUUAAGUCUAAAUGAUGAUAAAAACGGCGACAGUCCACAUAAACUUGCCCUAGUCAAAAGCUUACUUAUACAACUUCCUCCCUGUCACUUCGACUUACUACGACACCUAAUGUGUGUGCUGUAUUACAUCGAAAAGAGGAGUUCAGAAAACCUCAUGACUGCCUAUAAUCUGGCUGUGUGUAUCGCUCCUAGUAUUCUGUGGUCAAGGGCCCAUACUGACCCCCUCAAGGAUUUGGCCAGUACUACUCCACUCUCUAUAGUGGCCUACCUUAUCAAAAACUGUGGGGAGGUAUUCGGGGAAGAGUCACUUGGACUUUUUGGGAAUCCCUGUGAUCAGAAACGACAAGACUCCAGUACAGAUUCAGACAGCAUGCACAGCGUACUCAGUAUGCCAGACUCCAGCAGUGGUGGUACAAAUCGCCGUGAUGACUCUUCAAUUGACAGUCUGGAGCGUGAGGUUUACAUAGGACCAGAUAUGGAUUCCAGUCCUAAUCUGGCCAAAAGUCACUUGUCACCGUCAAACCUGAGUCGCGACUCCGGACUGAUGCUGAGUGACAACCAGUUGUACGACGAUGACAGCAGUAGUGUGGAAAUGCUGGUGGAUCGUAAAGGAUACAGUCGCAGUGUGUCCCAGUACAUUGACAGAGACAAUGAGAAAAGUGGUCGUUUUGACAAUGUGUGUAGUCAAAGUUGUGAGAAUUUCUAUGAGUAUGGACAUCAUAAUCCUAAACCUCCUCCUAGGAAAAAUAGGCGAAAGGAGAACGAGGCUUCAGACCCCUCGCCUAAUAUGGAGAUGCAUCGUCAUCAGACAAUUUAUUCUCGUACGGCAGAUAAUAGAUACGACAAUAGUCCUAAAUCUACAUUAUCUCAAAGUCUUAGUGCUGACGCGUACCACCGGUACAAUCACGAUAGUUCAUCCGAGUCACUCAGGAGCAUUGAGGAUCGUGUUAACACUGCUAGUGAACAAUUUGGAAAUUGGCAAAAACAGAAACGGUCAGAACAAACUCUGAUUAAGUCUGCUAGUGGGAUGCACUUAUAUAUUGACAAUGAGGAUUCUCGAUUAGAUAUUAAAUCCUCGGGACGAUCAAACCGUGACAAACUUACUCGCCAGGCAUCUGUGACAAGUACUCCCCCAAUGUCACCACAAUCCAAAUACUCAUUCAGUGAGAGUGUGGACAGUGCAUUGACUGAUUCUUCAAGCUCCUAUCUGCCACACCAGUCCAGUCAUGAUACAGACUUCAGUGAUAUAAGCACGUCGUGGUAUGGUGCCGACGACUAUCACAGCAGCAUGGACUCACAUCGGCUGCAACAGAGCUUUGAUGACUCCUCUGUGGACUUAAAUAGCUCGUUACAAAGGAAACGCUCAAGUGGUUCGAAGUCCACAUCUAGCCCACACUUCUACCAUCAAUCCCCUAGUACAGCCUACCAAAGCCCUAGGGGUCACACCAGUCUGGCUUUAUGUCGGUCCUUCCCUAUGGAAUCAGGGAACCUGUCUAAAGGGUCUGGGUCUACAACAUCUAAGGAAGCUGAGGAUAUCAUCACUAAGCCAAAACUUCCAUUUUCGUCUUAUGCAUCGGAGGAGGUGCUUCACCGGCCGAGGUCCACUGAACCUGCUAUCUCCGUAGUCUCUCCAAAAGCAGAGGCAUACACGUCAAACAUGCCACUGAAACAGAUGAGCAGAUACAGUACCGGACUCGGCACAUCACCUCCUCCCCGUGUUGUACUUCAAAGCAUGCGUCAAGGUCAAGGUCAAAAGAACACUCCAGUUAGGGCCAGUUAUGAUAGUGCUAUAGUUUCUCAGGUACGCAAGAGUAGCCUUGACAGUGAAUCAAGGAGAGAUGUUGAUCACAUAUCAGAAUUUCCUGCCAUGAAACAGCCGCCGUCAUCUCCUAACACACUUCGCAGGAGUGAGAGCGACAGUGAGAUCAACAGAACUCUCACCAAUUCUCCCGAUAAAAUACGACCAGACCACCCUCCCUCAUAUGACAUGGCUCUCCAGAGGAACUUCAUGCUUUCUCAGGGAAUUCCCAUUGAAAUCACAGAAAGCGAUGAAAAGAAACAAAAGGAAGCCAGCGCUAAAGCGAAAUCACUGUACGAGGAUUCUCUACGGAAGUACAUGGAGGAGCACCUCAAUAGUCCCAGUACUCAGCGAUUUCUACCCCAGACUCCUCCUACGAGGAAAGUGGAGGUGAAGAACACUGUUAAGGAAGACAGUGAUGAGGAACACAAGGAGACAACAGAGGAGGAUAUCUAUGUUGAACUGAAAAAACCUGAGAAAGAUCCCAAGAAACUGUACGAGGAAUCAAGAAAAGCAUAUGAGAGAUCUGUACAAGGUGAUAUGAAGAACAAUAACUCUAUGAUGGGUCAUUUCUCUGGUAGUAUGUCACCAGUUAGGGACAGUAAAACAUUGGCUGUACCCGUGUGUAACCUCCACCGAAGUUAUAGUGACUCUGCUGACCACAUGUUAAGGAAAAGUCCUAAACGUGAACGGUCACCUUUGGCAACAGAAAUUGUGAGGAGAGACUCUCGUACAAACACAAGAGGGGGCUCCCCUCAUCACAGAGGGCUUUCCCCAGACAACAUGGGAAUUUCCCCUCACAACAGGUCUGGCUCCCCUAACAACAACAGUAGACUUAGUUAUUCCUCGUCUAGUGUAUCCAACAGUUCAUCGGACACUGUCACCGACACACAGCUGGCUGCCUCCCCCAGUUAUAGGGAGAGGGCCGAGUCAAGCCCAGUCAUCACCAGACAUGUGUUCCCUACUGCUGAAUCCUACUCAACCAGUUAUGUUCAAAACAGUGCUAAGUCUAGAGACAUGUCACCUGCCUACAGGACACCCCAGGGAUUUGAUAAAUCAGUGCUUAGUGCCAGUUCUAGUCGUGAUUCCUCUCGGGAUUCUAGAUACUCAACAGAGAGCAGUAGAGACUCUAUUAGCCAAAAUCUCUCAAAUGAAUUGGAAAAAGUGACUAUUUCUUCAAAGGACUCCUCCCAGCAACAUGUUUCAAAUAAAGAGUCUAAUAAGGUUGUACUUCGAAAACAUUCAGGUCCAAGAGUGUCAAGUGGUAGUCAUGGUGAUACUAGAAUGUCACAACAUAGGACUAGUAUUGCAACAUCAACAGGUGUGGAACUCAGAAAGUAUGGCAAUCCUCCAGGGAGGAGAAACGAGGAAGUGAGAAACUCCUCAGACCUUCCCUGGAGUGUGAAACACCUCAGGACAAUUUAUCAGAGCCAGGGUAAAGGAGAGACUGCAGAGAGUGCUGUAUCGGGACCUCCCCCGUACCAGCCCCCUCCCCCAUUCCGUAGAAACAUUGACAACACUCGUAUGAGUACCUCUAGUAGUAGUAGUGCUGGUAGUACCGGUGGAAGGAACACACCUCCAACGUGGCCCCACAGUGUUCACCCUCGUGUCCGUGGGGAGGGACCACAAACUCAUGACAGUUCUGCUGAGGAUUCUGACACUUCUAGUCGCUACUCAGGGCAAGGUAGAAGGGAUACCACAAGUAGUUCAGACGAACAGGACUCCGUCGUGUCAUAUUCUAGGACCUACUACACAGACAUCUCAUACGUGUGAUGUCGUCAUUGUGUGCCUUCCAUGUGUUACCAUGGAUACUGACUACAGCAACACUGCCCCUGUGAUAUUUCCUAGAAAUUGUAGUUUACAGAUCAGUUAAAUGAUUUGUACAAAAAUACUAACUAUGUAUUUCUAUGCUGUCAUAGACAUGAGGGUGUUUAGGGUGCUCAAGUUUAUACGAUUUAGUAGCAAUAACAGCUGAUAUAACUUUCUCUCUUUUAUAUGAAAAAAAUGUUUGUAUCAAAUGAUAUUCAAAACCGGUACGAGAUUACGCUGUUGUGUGUGGAGAAACAAGUGUGUGAGCCUGUUUGUAUGUGUGUACCUGUUGUGUGUGGAGAAACAAGUGUGUAUUAUGUGUCUGGGUAUAUGUGACAUAUUGUUAAGAAAGGCAGCAACCUGUUUGAGUAAUACAAACUUCUGGGACAUAUAUAAAUGAAAAUGAAAUAAAUGUUCCCAGAUUAAAUUUAAAGUGCUUUCUGCAGGACCACAUGAGGUCGUAACCGACAAAUAUUGUCAGUUCUUACAAAUAAUGUACUAAUUCUGUAGAUAUGUGCGUAAAUGGCCGUGUAUUUUUAUAUAAUUAUUAAAUACCUCGAAAUACAUACCUGGCCGACAACUCCUGUACAAUCGGCCAUGGAUUUGUGAAUUUGUAAUUAUUCUUGUAUAUCUCAAUUGAAGAAAAUCCCAUAAUGCAUUGUAAUGUAUAUUUCCAGCAUGGUGGGUUAUUUAUAUCUGUACAUACGAGACUCCUUGGGAGCAACAUGUAUUAAACAUUAGUGCCAAUUUACCUCUGUAUACAGCGUUAGCAAUAAUCAAAUGCUUGUUCAUAUGAAAUGGUGAAGAUUUUAGAUAAAAUUCUGCAUAUUUUAACACUAUCUAAAGCUGGCAUAACAAAAUCCGGAAGUCAACUUUGCUACAGUCUAACCAUAUAUGUAUUCAAUCAGUCUUAAUUCACUUGCGUCAGUAAAUUAAAGGUUUUUUUUAGGUAAUGCUAUCUGAUUAGCUGGAAAAAUGCUCUAGGCUGAAACUAUGACAGCAAAAUAUUUAAUACUGUAUCAAAUCAAAAUUUCAUAAAAAUGGCAAAACAUUGUUUAUCAAUUUUAUCUUUUUAACUUUGAAAUAUACAGGUGUUUUUAUAACACUGAUUUUAUUGCCACAUACAAAGUGUACUACUCAAAUAAAACAUUUACAAAAUCUGGCGAGAGGUGAUCUGACCACGUGCCGUGGUAGCAUGGCCGUGUUGGGCGAUCAGGUAUGGAUGGUGGCAAGUGUGCUAUUGUAUGCAGUGUACCAGUGAACAGCAUUUUAUCUUCUAUAAAUACUGGAGUAUCAUAUUCACUAAGCAAUCCAUAUGAACAAACAAUAAUAAACUAUAAUAUACAAUCAAA
Messenger RNA from Pecten maximus, 8809 nucleotides. Its product is annotated as rho GTPase-activating protein 20-like. Gene Ontology annotation, molecular function: GTPase activator activity; guanyl-nucleotide exchange factor activity. The transcript has 16 exons. NCBI's taxonomy places the organism in Eukaryota, Metazoa, Mollusca, Bivalvia, Pectinida, Pectinidae. Gene Ontology annotation, biological process: signal transduction. The record is from RefSeq and is a predicted model, not a curated record. Bases 2022 to 7421 code for a protein of 1799 amino acids.